GUCAACCAUUUGGGGCAAGCAUUAUAUCACGUUUUCCAUUCUCUUCCUUGCUUCCUUCGUCUCUUCAAACUCCUAACCCUAACCCUAACCUAUUAAGCAUCACUAAAAUCUCCGGACGGUUCUUUUCGUCUCAACAUUGUCAUUGUUUUAAGAUGGCAGCCAAACCACUAACAAAGGAGGCAAUUGCUCUCACUGAGAAGAAAAUGGAUAUGACAUUAGAUGAUAUCAUCAAAAUGUCCAAAAAUAAUUCUUUUAAAGCUAAGAAGCCAGGAGUUCCAAAUAGAAACCAAAAGUUUUCUAAUAAUGCUUCUCAUGAUAAAUCUGCCAAGUUCCAGAGGUUUAUGGAAACAAGAUCCUCUCUUAGACAGGGAGCUCUUGCUCAAAGGAGAUCAAGUUUUCAAGGCAACCACUUUCCUUUGGUAGCUCAGGCCGCUAGAAAAGUUGCAGCUGCUCCUAUUCACAAUAGAGGCUUCAGCCGAGGCAGGGUAGUGAAUAUGAAUGGACAGAGGGUUGCUGCUCCACAGACUCAGAGAAAUAUCACAAAUAAAGGCGGCUUCAGUGCUAUUAAGCAACAGCAGCUGCAGCAGAAAGUCAGGCCGGUUACAAAGCCGAAGCCACAGACAUUGGAUUCGCUGUUUGCAAAUAUGAAGGAACAAAGGAUGAAGAACUUUUCUCAACAACACACUAAUGCUCCAAGAAGAAAUGGAGGUAGCCAUAGCCAGACCAUUGUGCCAUGGGCAAGAGGUCUUCUUGGCAAAUGAGAUAUCAAACCUUGUUUUAUCCACAACGGGUUGGAUCACGAGUUUCACAGAAGGGAAAAAGAGUAGUGCUUGUUGCUUCGUAGUAGCAGUAGUAGUUUAAUACGCAUUGUUACCGCAGUGCAACAUUAUUCCUUUUAGCUUGAAACUUCUACUGUGAACUCCUGUUUGAUUCUUUGGUUGAAAUGAAGUGACCAUGUAUUAUUGUAUAGUCA
Messenger RNA from Ipomoea nil (Japanese morning glory), 973 nucleotides. RefSeq lists its product as uncharacterized. The record is from RefSeq and is a predicted model, not a curated record. The transcript is spliced from 7 exons. The coding region runs from base 153 to 761 and encodes 202 amino acids. Lineage: Eukaryota; Viridiplantae; Streptophyta; Magnoliopsida; Solanales; Convolvulaceae.